GGCUGCCGUUACUCUUUAAAUUAGAACGAAGCGACUGUUUGAUAUCUGACUCCGUUGGAAUUAAUCUUUCAGGAAGUAUGGCUCUUGCUGUAGUCAGCCAAGAUUACUGGAGUGAGAUGGAAAGGUGUACGAUCAGAGAAAGAUGUAAGUUAAUGUUCAACAACGAGCUCUUGAGCGAUGUGAAGUUUGUUGUGCGAGACACUGAGGCCGGAAGUGAAAGCAUGAAGACGAUUCCAGCUCACAAGUUCGUGUUGGCGAUCAGCAGCCCAGUAUUUUACGCCAUGUUCUACGGUGAACUAGCAGAGACAAAAGACUCCAUCAACAUCUCUGACUGCGAAUAUCGAGGCGUAUUGGAGCUGUUCCGCUUUAUUUACAGCGAUGAAGUGCACUUGAAUGCGGACAAUGUUAUGCAAGUGUUGUAUUUGGCGAAGAAAUAUAUGUUUCUUUCUCUUGUUGACAAGUGCAUGGAACUUCUUGGAGAGAAUGUGGAUGCAUCAAACGUGUUUCAUGUCCUGCAGGUAGCACAGAAAUAUGAAGCGAAAGAACUGGUGGAAAAAUGCUGGAAAGUGAUUGAUGAACAUGGAGACGAAGCUGUGAAAGCGGCUGCUUUCGCAACAGUCGAGAAAUCUUUGUUGGAGGAACUAGUGGAGAGAGACUCUUUGAAAGUUACAGAAGUGGAGUUAUUUAAAGCUGUGGACUGCUGGGCUGGACAUGAAUGUGAAAAGAAAAAUCUGGCACUAGAAGGGUCCGUGAAGAGAAGAGUCCUUGGAGAAAGGAUUGUUGGAAAUAUUCGUUUCCCGGUCAUGGAAGAGAAAGAGUUCGUCGAGGUUGUUCUUGACUGCGAGAUAUUGACACCUAAAGAAGCUUACAACAUGAUGAAGUACUUUAAUGGCGUGCUUCCUAAUCUAGUUGGAUUUCUUGAAAGUAAAAGAAGUGGGCCACAACGGGGGUGGUUGGACUCUUUCAAAAAUUAUUUCAAGCCAGGCGUUUUCGUAAACUACAUCCCUAAUAAAAUUACAUGUACUCUUUCGGUUAACAAGACCAUAGAACUUCAGGCCGUUCGACUAUUUGGUAGUGAGGACAAAGAAUAUGAUGUAGAACUAAUACUCUGUGAUAAUUACGGUUUGAAUGUGGCCACUGUGAGGGGCACUUUUUCAUCUAUACCUAUGGAAAGCGACAUGGGAAACUAUCACGGCUUUGACGUAAUAUUUGAGCCUGCACCUACUGUGCGAGCAAAUAAAAGUUACACCUUCACGGCUGAUUUUAAGGGUUCAGCAUCCUGUUAUGGAAAAGGUAAAAAGUUUGACAAAGAACGUACUCGCCGUACUUCCUCAUUUCGAAAAUCCACUAAUAUUUUUAGACGAGAUCGUAGUGAUGUUGCUGAAAGGCAAUUUGCUGAGUUUGCGUAUAAAUUAAAGUAAAUUGCAGACGUUGCAUUGUGUGUAAGCUUGUACUUUGUAUUAUCAUAUAAAUCAGAUCCGAGAAAACAUGAUGUGCAUGAGCAGAGUUAAAAAAGGACUAUGAAUUGUGUGGGAUGUCAUCUUGAUACCCCAACCGUGAUUACCUUGUAAGGGAGCAAAAAAGUGAGAGUAAAGUUGAAAUUCGUUGCUUUA
Stylophora pistillata is the source of this 1613-nucleotide messenger RNA. RefSeq names its product BTB/POZ domain-containing protein 6-like. Gene Ontology annotation, biological process: neurogenesis. Gene Ontology annotation, molecular function: protein binding. NCBI's taxonomy places the organism in Eukaryota, Metazoa, Cnidaria, Anthozoa, Scleractinia, Pocilloporidae. The record is from RefSeq and is a predicted model, not a curated record. Gene Ontology annotation, cellular component: cytosol.